AUGGCUAGUUUGUCUGCUUACAAAACCAAAACACAUUCAUCGAUUUCUUUCGAACAUUAUACAAAUUGUCGAUUGACAUCAAAGUAUCAUUAUCCACUUAUUUCUUACCGGACCUGUUUACCCAAUAUUGAUCUAUUAAAUAUCGAGCAUUAUACUCCCGCGAACAGUCAAUACUUUCGACUUCUAACAAAAGAUUUUCGUUUACAUAUUAUUUAUUCAUACGAAAAUGAAACAUUCGAAUAUCAAUUUGGACAUUUCAAUUUAUCUUUACCCUACUCAGCUAGUUUCGAUUAUCAGUUUCAAACAGCGAUCGAUUAUUACCAUGAGAUAGAUACAUGGCACUAUGUGAACGUCACAUUCGACGAUUAUCUCUCGAAAGUAUUGAUAUCAUUUGGUGGCGAUGAAACGCGUUUGAUACCGUUAAUUGAUUAUCCAGUUAAAAAUUCGACGAGCAAAUUGAAUGUUGAUGUACUUGUCGACGACCAACAAACGAAUGUCACAUGUUUGUUACCUUACUCAGGUUUUGAGAUGAAUACCAAGUCUUGUUUGAUAAACAUUAAAACUUGUGAACUUCGAACAUGUACAUCAACAAAUAGUGCAGAACAGUAUUGUCCACUUUUUAAAAUAUUUGAUUGUCGACCAUUUACGGAUUUGGAAUGCGGAUUGAAAACAAUACCUGUUCGUUGUCUACAAAAUCAUUGUCAAAAUCGAGGUGUUUGCUAUGUUGACUUAUUACGUAAUCUAACUCAGUGUGUUUGUCCAUCUGGUUUUGCUGGUAAUCAAUGUCAAUAUCCGAUUGACGAAUGUCAAUCCAGUCCCUGUCCGAAACAUAGUCAUUGUAUUGAUUUACCAAAUAGUUAUACAUGUGUUUGCGAUCCAGGAUGGACGGGUAUUGAUUGUUCGGAAGAUAUCGAUGAAUGUAAAACGAUACAACCCUGUAAGGCAGCACGUGCUUGUGUUAAUCUUCCGGGUACAUACAAAUGUGAUUGUUUUGAUAAUUUCGGUGGACAAAAUUGUGAAAUGACACUUGAUCCAUGUUUAUCUCAACCUUGUUUAAACAACGCGAUCAAAUGUCAUCCGAUUCUCGAAAGUGAUAAUGUCGUGUUUCGAUGUACAUGCCAAACGGGUUUCACUGGUCAUCGAUGUGAAACGAAUAUUAAUGAUUGUGAAGGUAUUGUCUGUGCGAAGAAUAAUACGCAUUGUGUCGAUGGAUUAAAUUCAUUUGAUUGUCAAUGUAAAACAAAUUUUAAACGAAAUCCGGAUGGUUCUUGCACUGAACAGAAUUCUUGCUUUUCGUCACCUUGCCAUUCGAAUGCCACUUGCUACAAUCUCAUCGGUGGACAAUAUCGUUGCAUGUGUCCGCCAACGUAUACAGGUAUUCAUUGUACAGAAGAUAUCGAUGAAUGUACAGUUUUUCCAUCGAUAUGUCGGAAUGGCGGAACAUGCGUUAAUGAAAUUGGUUCGUAUCGAUGCUAUUGUCCAGCUGGUUGGACUGGACCAACAUGUGCGAAAGCAAUUGAUUACUGUCUUUCACAACCUUGUAACCGAAAUGGAACAUGCAUUAACAAAAUCAAUAGUUUUGAAUGUCGAUGUCUAUCAACUUAUACUGGCGAUGUAUGUCAGUAUGAUAUUGAUGAAUGCGUUGUCAAUCCAUGUAUGAAUAAUGGAACAUGUCACAACUAUCUUGGCGGAUUUCAUUGUCAAUGUUCGAUGGGCUAUUUCGGUGAUCGAUGUCAAUAUUCGCCAAUGGAUUGUCUACGGUUUAAACACGCGAAUUCAUCGAUUAAAUGUGUAGAUCCUCAAUUGUGUGUUGUGAAUGAUACGAAAAAACUCGAUGAAUUGAAGCAACUAUCCACAAAUACAUGUAAAAACGAACGAGAUCAACAGCUCGAUGCGUAUUUUACAUGUGUCAAUGAACAACCAGCAGACAGAUGUAAUUGCCCAACAAAUCUCAUCUCUUGUCCUGACAAACAAAUGCAAUCGAAAUCUUGCGAAUGUCAAAAUAAUGGCACUUGUUUCUGGUUCAAUUCUACCAAUUAUCGUUGCUAUUGUCCAUCGGGUUUGACUGGUCCUGAUUGCCUUACCGACAUCGAUCUUUGUUCCAGUCAGCCAUGCUAUAACAAUGGCACAUGUCAUUCGCAAUUGAAUACAUUCACUUGUCAAUGUCCUCCUUAUGCGCAAGGCACCUAUUGUCAAGAAUUAAUUGAUCCAUGUGACAGCAAUCCUUGUUUGAAUACUGGUCAAUGUCAGCGCCGAAAUCAUUCUUAUGAGUGUAAUUGCACAUCGACUUAUACAGGUACUCAUUGUGAGAUCUAUCGAACACCAUGUCUAUCUCAACCAUGUCAACAUUUCGGCAAAUGUUUUGAUUAUAAUCAUACUUUCGAAUGUCAAUGUCCGUUCAAUUAUCAAGGCAAAUUUUGUGAACAACCGAUCGAUUUAUGUCAAACAACAUCGAACACCAGUCUUUGUUUGAAUGGUGGCACGUGUCAGAUAACAAAUCAUACGAUACAAUGUUUAUGUCUACCUGGUUUUUCUGGUCUUUUCUGCGAAGUUAACAUCGAUGAAUGUUACACGAAACCUUGUUCGCCACAUGGUGAAUGCAUUGAUUUGAUCAAUGGUUAUCAAUGUCAAUGUGAAUCGAGUUGGUUUGGCUAUAACUGUGAUCGUCAACAGAAAGAAUUAAGCAAAUCAUUGAUAUCUCGUUUGAGUCUUUCGUCCGUUUUUCACUUACGUAAUACAUCAAUUAACAUAUCAAAAGUGUUACCAUAUCGUUCAUCAUUAUUACCCAUUCGUAUUCAAUAUGAAUUUCGUACAACCUUGAAACAGAUCUCACUUCUUGCCAUUGGUCAACGUUUUCAACAGGAACUAAUUCAAAAUCGUAUUGUUACUCAUCUUGACAAGAAACUUAUGUUGUCAACAUUUAUCGAUCAUCCCGAUCAAUGGAAUAUGAUCAUUAUCGAAGUUUUUCCUCUCUGGAUCGAUGUACGCAUCGGAAAAAACUCCAUGUCACAACGAUUUUACGUACCACAUCCUUCAUUAGAGAUAGAACUACAAAAAGAAAUCGUUUUCGGAUAUCGAAAUUAUUCGGGCUGUGUUCGUCAAAUUGAAAUAUCGUACAGUCAAGCAUAUUCCAUUGUUUUAAACGAUCAACUGGUCGAAACGAAUGACAGACUGAAUGUUGGCUGUGAAAAAACGAAUGCUUGUCGUGCAGGUAUGUGUCGAAAGAAUGAAUUAUGUCAUGAUCAUUGGUUUUACCACACAUGCGAAUGUCAAUCUCCAUUCUUCGGUACACAAUGUGAUCAAAUUGCACCGAUUGUAUUAUUCAAUCAAUCAAGUUUCGUCGAUGUGUGUCUGUCGAAAUCGAUUUCGAAUAUCUCAUUUUUCUUCAAUACUCUGCAACCGAAUGGAACACUAUUCGAGUUGAUUUCUUCGGCAAACUCUAUACGAAUAGUUCGAGAUUUAUCGAACAGAGCGAGAAUUCUCGGAUCGUUAGUAAACGGUCGUUUUCGAUUGACUGUCGUUGAUCAUGAACCGAAAUUUCAAGAAUACGAAUUACGCAACGAACAAAAACUGAAUGAUGGUCGACCACAUCAAAUACAACUCGAUUUAAAUAAUAAUCGUUUGAUCAUCGAUGGCAUUUAUAACGAAUCAUUAAUAAAAUUGAAUAACAGAAUCGUCCCGAAUCAAUUUCAAUUGAAUCCCGAUCGAAUUCUAAGUGGUUGGCUGCAAGAUGUAAGAAUUAACAAUCAACUUCUCUCACUCAAUAAUCCUAAUCAAUCAACAAAAGAUAUUAACAUGACCAUCGCUAACAUGAAACCAUUGACGAGUAAUCCUUGUUAUCCGAAUAAUCCAUGUCAAAAUCAAGGAACUUGUCUUGUAACAAAUUCACAACAUUACAUAUGUCAAUGUGAAAACAAUUGGUUCGGACAAAACUGCUCACAAAUUAAUCUCUGUAAUUAUAAUAACAGUAGUCUUUGUCCGGAUGGAUUUCGCUGUCAAACAACGAACGAGAAACAACAAUGUUUAGCUGUUGGAACAUUCGAAGGCAGCUCAAGUCGACUGAAAGGUCUAUGGAAUUACAGUACAAGUUUAUCAUCGAAUGAAUUAGCUUUUCGUCUUCGUGCACAUUCACAAUCAGCACAUUUAUUAACAAUCAAGAAUCUCUUUAAUUUGAAUUAUUUCUCAUUGUAUUUAUCAGCAAACCAAUUAGUCUAUCGCUAUUCGAAUUUAACUGAUGAUUUAGUUAUUCAAUUAGACAACCAAACUUUUCAACAGUGGACAACAUUUCACUUGCAAUGGCUGGAAAACUCCACAUUGGUUUUCAAUCAUACGUUUACAUAUGCAUUGAAUUUGACUGAUAACGAUCAGAUCUUUGUAUUAAAUGAUCCGAUUGAGAUAACAAUUGGUAAUGGCUUUCGUGGCUGUUUAGAGUAUGUCUUAAUAGAUACUGAUCUUUACGUUCCAUUCUAUCAGGACUUAAACAAUGAUAAUUUGACUUAUAUCAAUGAAAUUCAAAUCGAACAACUUGAAAACGUACAAAUUAAUAACUGUUCAUUUGAAAAUGUGUGUGAACAUGUUCUUUGUCAUAAUGGACAAUGUAUCAGUGAUUUCGAUCGUGGUAAAUGUCGGUGUAAUCACGGGUGGGAAGGUGAUUUUUGUGAAAAAAAUAUCGACGAAUGUCUCCAAGGAAAUAACUGUUCGGUUGAACAUAGUGUUUGUAUCGACCAACCUGAUGGCUACUAUACCUGUCAAUGUCAGCAAGGCUUUACUGGAAAAUAUUGUGAGACCAAUAUCGACGAAUGUGCAUCAUCGCCAUGUGCUAAUAAUGGUUCGUGCACGGAUUUAAUCAAUGGUUAUGUUUGUAAUUGUACAGAUAAUUACAUUGGUUCCAAUUGUUCAGUGUCGCUUGAUGAGACAUGUUUUGGUCAAGUGAAACCUUGUGAAAAUACAGGCACGUGCGUAGUAGAAACAACAAGUCUUUAUGUCGACAAUCCUCAAACAGCAUGUCGAUGUCCAAAUGGAUAUGACGGACCACGGUGUGAAAAUGAUUUGUGUUUGAAAUUGAAAUGUCAAAAUAAUGGUACAUGUCAGCGAUUACCCAAUGGACAAGCUAAAUGUCUAUGUACUGAACAAUGGUUUGGAAGUGCAUGUCAAGAUGAUGUCGAUGAAUGUCUAAAUCGAACAACAAUUUUAUGCUACAAUAAUGGUAUAUGUUCAAAUGAACGAGGUGGUUAUUCAUGUCGUUGUCUGGAAAAUUACUUGGGUAGUCGAUGUGAACGGGAACAUGUAUGUUUACAGCAUUCACCGUGUCUUAAUCAAGGAUUGUGUAAACCGCACGGCGAAGAGUAUUAUUGCGAAUGUUCAUCGAGUUUUAUGGGUGACCAUUGCGAAUAUCCAACGUGUGAAUCUGCGCCUUGUCUUAACAAUGGAACAUGCAUAUUUGAUAGCGAACGAGGGUUUCGUUGCAACUGUACAGAUACAGGAUUCACAGAUGAGAAAUGCACGACAGAAAUAGACGAAUGUCAAAGUAAUCCAUGUCGAAAUAAUGGUAGCUGUAUCGAUCAAAUCAAUGGGUACAUAUGCGCUUGUCCAAGAGCAUUUGGUGGACAUCAAUGCGAGAAUAAGAAAUUUCUUGCUCUACUGGGCUUUUCGUACCAUUAUGUCAUAUGGCCUGGUGUUGCCGUGCUAUUACUAUUGACAAUCAUCUUAUUGUCAGUUGUUAUCAGUCGUAUACGUGAAAGUCGUCGAUCACGUGGUACCUAUCGGCCAGCAUUAAAUGAAAAUGGUCAGACUUCGCGUGUAGAAUUCAGUAUGAUUUUAAAGCCACCACCGGAAGAACGAUUGAUAUAA
Adineta ricciae is the source of this 5850-nucleotide messenger RNA. The record is from the annotation of a GenBank genome assembly. Lineage: Eukaryota; Metazoa; Rotifera; Eurotatoria; Adinetida; Adinetidae.